Molecule: messenger RNA, 1284 nt
Organism: Argentina anserina (silverweed cinquefoil)
Lineage: Eukaryota; Viridiplantae; Streptophyta; Magnoliopsida; Rosales; Rosaceae
Product: phosphoglycerate mutase-like protein 1
Cellular component (GO): cytoplasm
Molecular function (GO): phosphatase activity
Source: RefSeq, a predicted model, not a curated record
AUGACCGUUUCCAUUUCCUCUACAUAUACCCCCCACUUCUCACUUAUUCCCCUCUCUGUCCCUGCUUCCACCUCCUUCCCCAUUUCAAAGUUUCCAAAAUCUAAACAUCAUUCAAUCCUCCUCUGCUUCUCUUCUCCACCAGAUAUGGAUGCUGCAGGUGCAACAAGUCUCUACCCUUUGCACCGUUCCAAAACAAUCCACCUGGUGAGGCACGCUCAAGGGAUACACAAUGUGGAAGGAGAAAAGGACCAUUCGGCUUACAUGUCUCAUGAUCUUUUUGAUGCACAUCUUACCCCUCUUGGGUGGCAACAGGUUGAUAAUCUGCACAAGCAUGUUCAGGCUUGUGGACUUGCCAAAAAAAUUGAUUUAGUGAUCACUUCUCCUUUGCUAAGGACCAUGCAGACAGCAGUGGGCGUCUUUGGAGGUGGAUCAUACACAGAUGGGAUAGAUGUACCUCCUCUAAUGGUUGCAAAUGCGGGGAACAGUAGUCAUUCUGCAAUUUCAAGUCUAAACUGCCCACCGUUUGUAGCGGUUGAGCUAUGCCGGGAACAUUUGGGUGUUCAUCCAUGUGAUAAGAGAAGAAGCAUUAGCGAGUAUAGGCCUCUUUUCCCUGCAAUUGACUUCUCACUGAUAGAGAAUGAUGAUGACAUUUUGUGGACGCCAGACAUAAGAGAGAAGGAUGAAGAAGUUGCAGCUAGGGGACUGAAGUUUUUGAACUGGUUGUGGACACGUGAAGAAAACAAUAUUGCAAUUGUUACCCAUAGCGGAUUCUUGUACCACACUUUGGGUGCUUUUGGAAAUGAUUGCCAUUCAUCCAUUAAGAGUGAAAUAUCCACGCACUUUGCCAAUUGCGAGCUUCGUUCUAUGGUCAUUGUUGAUAGGGGUUUGAUGGGGUCAAAUUCCGCCUCAGCAACCAAUUAUCCUGGAAAAAUUCCUCAGGGGCUUGAUUUGCCUAGUGACGUUGCAGAUGAGAAGAAACAACUUUCUAAGUAGUCGUAUCCCAUGAAUGUUUGGAACCUUAAUUUUCAGUGGCCCGUGGAGAUAACCUUUUCUUGAUUAUUUAUACAGGGAAAACGAGUAAGUUAGCGUCUUUAAGGCUGCUUAGUUCUGUUAGGCAAUUUGACGAUUCUCAGUUGAAGUCUUAUAGAUAUGAAGCCUGUUAAAUUGGUUAUAAACUCACAUAUGGUUUAACUGGAAUAGUCAUUAUUGAGGAGCUGGUACACCAAAUGUUUCGUUAACUAGUAGACAACGCUCAAUAAAUUGUUCCUCCAUUUUUCUUUCUUA